UGAAGCAUUGUGGGAUGGCUGAAUAUUGACAUGGCAACCAAACUGUAGAUCCGAUCGGCAUUCGCACCGGGCUUUUGCUACUUCGCCUUAUUUUAUCAUUCAUAUUUUUUUUAGGGUUCACGCACUUGGUUGUGUGCGUACUGUGUGCGUGUUUACCGCCGCCAUGAAUGCGGUGGUGGUGAAAAAGACCCAGGAAACGUUGGGUAAAGUAAUCAAGAAACCACCGCUCAUGGAAAAGCUGCUCAGCAAGCCGCCGUUCCGAUACCUGCACGACAUCUUCAUGGAGGUCAUCAGAACCACUGGUUUUAUGAAAGGCUUAUAUGAAGAAAAUGAAAUGAAGUCGGAUAAUGUCGAUGGCAAAGAAGCAAAAAUGGCUUUCCUCCAGAAAGCCAUAGACGUCGUGGCAUUGGUAAGUGGCGAGCCUUUGACGGCAAAGCCUGCACGGAUCGUCGCUGGCCACGAGCCGGAGAAAACCAACGAGCUGCUGCAGGCCAUCGGCAAAUGUUGCCUCAACAAGUUGUCUAGUGAUGAAGCAGUGAAGCAAGUGCUUUCGAAAGGAAAGGUGGACCCAAAAAACAAGACUGGCUCGUCUAAAUCCCAGGAGAAAUCCCAAGAGAAAUCCCAGGAGAAAUCCAAGGACAAAUCCCAGGAGAAAUCCAAGGACAAAUCCCAGGAGAAAUCCAAGGACAAAUCCCAGGAGAAAUCCAAGGACAAAUCCCAGGACAAAAGGCACAGGGAGGAGCGCAGCCAUGAUCCAGAUGCAGAGGGGAAGAAAAGGUUAACCGAGCGCAGCAGCAGCCGCGAAGAGAAGGACAUCGUAAGGCCCAAAGACCGGCAACACAAGAGCGAGCAGAAGGAGCGCCGCUCAGACCGCGAGCAUUCUGACAGGCGCCACCGCAGCGACCAAAAGCCCCACGCCACCGACACAGAAAAGAGUCGGGACCCCGAGCGAGAACGUGACAAGGAACGCCAGAAUGGACGCUCUCAAGACAAGGAGAAGGACAGAACGAGAGAUCGGCAGAGAACCAGAGAUUCUCACCGAGACGGAGACAAAGGAAACCACAAAGAAAAAGACAGAGGGAGGCAAAACAAGACCAGCAAUCCAGAAGAACCACAGCAGAAACCCAAUUCUGAUGAGCUUAGCAGCCAAACAGCCAAACCUGUGCCACCGCCCACAGAAGUAGUUGGAAGUCAGCCUGACAGCCCCGUGAGAAUUCCUCGACCAGCGUCUGCCAAAGGUCAAAGACGAAGACCUAAGAUGGGAGAUGAAUCUGACAGCGAUGGAGGUACGUGUUCUGUCUGUGCAGAUCCUCAUGAGGAUCCACAUUUUGCCCAAACGUCACAUCCUCAGGAAAAUGCGACCACUGUGGGAUCGUCCAUGCCGUCUGACAUCAACUCCAGUCGGCAGAUGACGCGACCAGGCAGCGCACGGCCAGCUCCUCUACGAGUCACGAGAGUCUACGAGAGCCACACUGAGGCCCCCCCAUCAGAGAGGCUGCCAAGUGCCAAGCCCAGAGCACCGGUCAUCAUGGACGGUAAGAUGUCAGACGAUGAAGAGGAGGAUGAUGAGCAGUUCCUCGUGGAGGUGGCACCCCCCAGCGCUCCUGAGAACGAUCGAGAACCGGCUCCAGAACUGGACAGCGAGGAAGAGCACGGGUACCUCGUGAAAAAAAUCCUUGAAGUCAAGAAGAAACAUGAACUGCCUCAUUCCUCCCUGAAAUCUAAAGAACAGAGUUUGGUGUCGGAAGCUCUGCUGAAAAAGCAGGAGAUGGAGACAAAAGAGGUGGAGAAGCUUUGCUCCUUCAUUCAGGACUUGUGCCGUAACUCCCAGUCUUUGGCUAAGACCAUGGAGUACACGGUGGAGGACAUGGACGCCAUGCGGGCGGAGGUGCAGCACUGGCAGAAGGAGAAUAAAGAGUGUGAAGAGGCUCUUCUACAGGAACGGAGGGAGACUGAACGGGUUCUGGAACCUCUUGAAGCAGAACUGGAGGAGCUGGAGCAGCAGAUCAAGGACCAGCAGGAAAAGAAUUAUUCCUUGAAGGCAAAAGUUCUGAAAAACGAAGAGCUCAUCCAGAAGAAGCUGACUGGAAUCUUCUCCAAGAAAUGAGCCAGAAUAAAUCCAGAACUUUC
Messenger RNA from Oryzias melastigma (Indian medaka), 2130 nucleotides. It is a transcript of the gene ift54, whose product is annotated as TNF receptor-associated factor 3 interacting protein 1. Gene Ontology annotation, molecular function: microtubule binding. The record is from RefSeq and is a predicted model, not a curated record. Lineage: Eukaryota; Metazoa; Chordata; Actinopteri; Beloniformes; Adrianichthyidae. The transcript has 16 exons. Gene Ontology annotation, cellular component: ciliary basal body; intraciliary transport particle B; axoneme. The coding region runs from base 164 to 2107 and encodes 647 amino acids. Gene Ontology annotation, biological process: regulation of microtubule cytoskeleton organization; cilium assembly; intraciliary transport.